AUGGUGUCGCUGGCUAGCGUAAUCUUCCUUCUUGGAGCAAUCUUUGUCCAUGAAGCAUACGGAGGUCCAACAACAAUGCAGCUUGGUCGUCGACCUUGGUACAAUCCUGACAGCAAUCUUACGGAUCCCACACUGAGGUUCAAACCUAAAUCUGAAUCUGGACACAAACAUCAUGGAUUAAGAAAACGUUCACUUUGGAGUAAAUUGUGGGGUCUUUUGAGUUCACUUGUUGGUAAACCUCUUACCGACCAAGAACGUUCCGAAAGAAUUAAGAGGUUGCAAGAAAAGAUCCACAACAUCAGCGAGUACGGUCAAGGAUACGGUGGUUUUGGUGAGGGCUUUUUUGCGGGCCACCACCCCGACUAUUUCUAUUAUUACGAUUAUUUUAAUAAUCCAAACCCUGAGCUGAGAUAG
Messenger RNA from Cylicocyclus nassatus, 414 nucleotides. Lineage: Eukaryota; Metazoa; Nematoda; Chromadorea; Rhabditida; Strongylidae. The record is from the annotation of a GenBank genome assembly.